AUGAGGAGAGUGACCUAUUUGGGUGAGGAAUGUGGUGAUGAUAUGGUCUUAACCACGGGCCGUCGUGCACGAGACUACCAAGAUGCGAGAGCACUUGAAGUGUGGGCAGUGGGCAGUGGGCAGUGGGCAGUGGGCGGUGGGGGUGAUGAUGAUGAUGAUGAUGAUGACGAUGAUGAUGGUGGUUGGUUGGUUGGUUGGUGGCGGCGAUUGCAGCAAGGUGAUUGUCGGAAUGAGAGGAAAGUGGGAUCGCGUGGCAAGGAUGAUUGA
Messenger RNA from Ustilago hordei, 267 nucleotides. RefSeq lists its product as uncharacterized. Lineage: Eukaryota; Fungi; Basidiomycota; Ustilaginomycetes; Ustilaginales; Ustilaginaceae. The transcript has 2 exons. Bases 1 to 267 code for a protein of 88 amino acids. The record is from RefSeq and is a predicted model, not a curated record.